This is a messenger RNA of Caenorhabditis angaria, 2200 nucleotides long. NCBI's taxonomy places the organism in Eukaryota, Metazoa, Nematoda, Chromadorea, Rhabditida, Rhabditidae. The record is from the annotation of a GenBank genome assembly.
AUGAAUAACGAUCGAAUUGCGAUGCAAAUGUUGGCGAUGGCAGAGGUUCUGAGAACCCAGAGUCCACCAAAGUUGAAAAUGGCGAUGAAAUGUGCACGCGGAGCAUUGAAACUCAAUUUAUCGAAGGAAACCGAAGCGCAUUGUCAUUUACAAAUGGGAAAAAUGCUAUUCUUUUAUACGGAUCAUUUCGAAGCUGCGAGAGAUCAUUUGAAGUUAGCAUACGAUAUGUUAUUGAUAAUGGGAGAUUUUUAUUUGCUUCGUCGACUUGAAGCACUUUGCUUGAUUUGUGAAUUGUAUAUUCAUUCUCGUCGUUGGUGUGUAACUGAUAUCGAAAAUCUUAUUCGAAAAGAAAUGCCAAUUGCGAAAACCUAUCCACAUUUCUAUUUCAAACUCUUGUUUUAUUUCAUCGAAGCGACUUAUUUGGUUGAUGAUAUGGGAGCUGCUUUAGAUGCGUGUACUGUUGGAUUACAAAUGGUUGAUGCAAAUAAUAAACAAAUGGAAUUAUAUUUGAGGAUCACUAAAGCUUUGAUAACUUUCCAAUUAGCUCGAGAAGAACCAGAUCCUGCUGAUUUAUUGAGAAUUGGUGCAAUGAUUAAAGAAAUGGAACACGAUCCAUCAAUGUCUUUUCAUUUGAAAAAUGUUAAGGGAUUCUUUAUGUGCACAAAAUUAGCAUUUAUGAUUUCCCAAGGACAAUCACGCACUUCUCGAACUCUCCUCCGACAAAUUCAACAAGAAGUUUCGUCGCAAAAAGAUCAAAUCGCAAUGCCUGGAAUGAGAUGGAUGGAUGAAAAAGCAAUGACUGUGUUUGCAUGUGUUAUGAAUGUUGUUGGAGCAAAUGUUCAAGGUGGAUAUGAGCGAGCUUUGAAAUAUCAUAAUAUUGCGAUCAAACAUGCGGAUGAUGUUUUGAACAAAAGUACAAAUACACCGCAAGAAUUCGGUGUUGUUAGAUGUGUUUCGCAAAUGAAGAUGGUCUCGUUGGAAAUGAUGUCGUUGAUGAAUGUGAUGGCGUGUAGACCGAAUUUGGCGCUCAAUAAUGUGAGUAAAUAUGACGUGGCAAAAUUCAUUUCUUUUUUAAAUAGAACAAUCUGAAUUAUUCCAGCUUCAAGAAAUGCUCUACUUCUCCUCAAAACUUGGUUGCUCAUAUGUCUACGAAGAAUAUGCGCCUCAAAUUCACUAUGUUCUUGUAAGUCUCAAUUCUCUCCCCUGGGGGAUUUUUGCUAAACAAUCAGCAAAAAAAACCUCUCAUUUUUUUCUAGGCUAUGCAAAGUCUCUACCUAAACCGCACCGAUAUUGCGCUAACCCAUCUCACCGAAGCCCUCAAAACUUUCCCGCAAAAAAUCCGCAACACCGAUCCGAUCGCCCUCCUUCGCAUCAAUUUAGGAAUGACAUAUUUGAAUCAAAUGAACAUGGGAGCAUAUUAUGAUAUUUCGGAAGAAUUGUCGCCGGCGAAAAUUGCGAAAUGUUCACCAAUGGUGCAAAAUUGUCAUAAAGCGAUGGUUUCGUUUUUCGAUUUUUUGAAUAAUCGAACUGGGCCGAGUAAACAAUUAGCACAGGAUGGAUUGCAGGCGGCAAAAGCUGAGGACUUUUUCCGACUUCAUAGUUUGUUUAUGAUGAUGUUGACGAAUUUGAUGCCCGUUGAUGAAUCGAUUGUUAAACCGACUGUUGAUUUCAGUAAAAGAUCAAGUGAUCAUGCAUUUGCACUUUGGGGACAUACGGUGUAUAAAAGUGAGUUGGCAAUUCAAAUUUUUAUUAAAUUUGCCUUAGUUUAGUAGAAAAGUUUUAAUUAUUUGGCGAAAAUCUGAAAUAAUCCCAAAAAUUAUUGAUUUUUCAAACAUUUUGACUUCGGGAACAUUAAAAAAUGGAAAUAAUUCGGACUUUUCGUCCUAAAUUUGAAAAUUUCCAAAAACAAUCUGAAAACAUCUAAUUCUUUCAAAAGAAAUGAGCGAUUUAUGAAAAAUCUUCAAAAUUCACAUAAAAACUUCGAAAACUCACCCUAAAUUCUCUCAUUUUUCCAGGAAUCCUCGAUAACGCUGGAGGUGAUUCCAGCGAAUGCGCUCAAGAAAUCCAGCGAAGCAUGGAAUCCUUGAACACUGACAAUUUGAUAAAUCUUCUCAGACAAUCGCCAGCAUUCAAUUUGCUUCAAUGGUUCAAUGGAUCACCAUUUGAUUAUUUGCCAAAAGAAGACACACUUUUAAUUUGA